ACCUUUUAAAAUGUAUUUUUAAAAAAUAUAAUGUAAACGAUCUAUUGAAAAUGUCACGUGAUAUUUGUCGGUCUCAUCGUUUAAAGAUGGCGUGCAAGUAUAACCACCUGAGUUUAGUUUGUGUGUUUGCCAGCACUGUACUCUUGGAUCUCGUGGAAGCCCGCUACUGUUACUACUACUACGACUACUAUUUUGAGUACUACACCUACUACUGCACAUACUAUGUAUCUUAUGGUUCCAUUGCUGGAGGUGUUGUCGGGGCAGUGAUUGGCUUGGCAGUACUUAUUGGACUAGCGGUCUAUUUCUGCUGCAUCAGACCACGCCGGCUGGCGACAAGCGGGACAGUUUUCCAACCUGCUGGAUCCAAUGUAGCUGUGCUCUCCACCACAACUGGAGGUGUGCAGUAUGGAGGUGGGUUCGUCAACCCGGCCGCUUAUCCCCCGGGGACUCAGCCUGCCUACCCACAGUACGCAUAUCCUCCACCACAACAGCAGGACCCGUCUCCCGGGUCCCAACCUCCUCCGCCCUACAAAUAAAUUCC
Molecule: messenger RNA, 541 nt
Organism: Saccostrea cuccullata (small rock oyster)
Lineage: Eukaryota; Metazoa; Mollusca; Bivalvia; Ostreida; Ostreidae
Exons: 4
Coding region: 51-536 (161 amino acids)
Source: RefSeq, a predicted model, not a curated record